Sclerotinia borealis F-4128 is the source of this 4158-nucleotide messenger RNA. Lineage: Eukaryota; Fungi; Ascomycota; Leotiomycetes; Helotiales; Sclerotiniaceae. The record is from the annotation of a GenBank genome assembly.
AUGGACACUGACACCCGAGAUACAGUCUUUCAGGACUGGCUGCUGAGACGGCAGAAGAUAAACCGGCUGCAGCUGGAAGUUUCUUUUCAGGAUCUUGAAUGCUAUGGCUUCACGUCCUCGACGACGUUUCAAAACACUGUAACUUCAUACGCACUAGCACUUCCACGCUUUAUCGCAAGAAUCUUCUCUUGGCAGCAGCCUAAGAGAGUGCAAAUCUUGCGGGACUUUGAUGGCCUAGUCAAGCCUGGGGAGAUGCUCCUGGUCCUUGGCCGACCUGGCAGCGGUUGCUCGUCAUUUCUAAAACUUUUGUCUGGAGACACAAACGGCAUCUAUGUCGGCGAGCAGUUCAAGAUUAACUACGCUGGCAUCUCGUACAACCAGAUGCAUCGGGACUUUAAAGGUGAAAGCAUCUACCUUGCCGAGCUGGACAAGCAUUUUCCUGAGCUUAGCGUCGGUCAGACCCUCGAAUUCGCGGCAUCGACACGAGGGACUGGCACAAAUAGUAAUGUUCUUUCACGAACAACUGGUCGAGAAGUUGCAGUUUUAUUUGGUUUGUCGAAUGCUUUCGACACCAAGAUGGGCAAUGGCUUGAUCCGAGGCGUUAGCGAAGGUGAAACUAUGAGAACAAGCAUCGCCGAGGCACUCAUAAGUUGUGCUCAGUUUCAGUGCUGGGACAACAGUACUCGCGGCUUAGAUAGCUCGAUUGCUCAGCGAUUCAUCGACCUGCUACAGAAAUCAACGAAAGUCUUGCGAUCAACCGUCAUCAUGAGUAUCUACCAGGCGUCAGAGGCAAUGUAUCCUAACUUUGACAAAGUCACGAUACUGUACGAGGGCCGUCAGAUCUAUUUUGGCCCUGUUGAGUCAGCUACCGACUAUUUUCGUAAACUUGGAUUUGCAAAGGAUAACAGAGCGACAACUGCUGACUUUCUCACUUCACUCACGAGCCCGGCCGAGCGCAUUGUUCGGGAAGGCUAUGAAGAUCAAGCUCCAAGGUCGCCAAAGGAGUUCGCAACUGCAUGGAAACAAAGCAUUGAGAGAAAGAAAUUCAUAGGAUCUAUUAACACUUUUAAUUCUGCUCAUCCACUAGAAAUAUCAACCAAAGAACGGACUGAUUCAACUGAGAAUUCCAACUCGAUCGGGGAGAUGCUAGAACUUCGCUCAGCCACUUACCUGAUUCCAAUUCGCCGGCAAAUCCUCAUCUGUCUUCAAAGGGGCUUUCUUCGUCUGCGCAAUAACUAUGUUCCUGCAGUCUCGACCGUCUUCGCGAAUGCCAUUCUUGCUAUCGUCGUCGGUAGCGUGUUCUAUGAUCUUCCAGAUACAAGUGAUAGCAUGGACCAGAGGGCCGUUCUCAUAUUUUUCUCAUUGAUGAUAUGCGCCUUUUCACCUGCUUUCGAGGUCCUAACCAUGUGGGCGCAAAGGUCUAUUGUGGGAAAACACGAUCGAUACGCCUUUUAUCAUCCCUUUACUGAGGCUGUGGCUGCAAUUAUUUGCGAUUUCCCAGUUAAGUUCGGCACCACUGUUAUGUUUCACGUUACGCUUUAUUUCAUGACCAACCUCCGCCGAACAGCUUCCGCUUUCUUCAUUUACGCCACCUUCAUGUUCUUUAUCGUCCUUACUAUGAGUAUGGUUUUCCGGACACUGGGCUCUAUGUCACGAACACUUGAGCAGACUAUGGCUCCUGCAUCCAUCGUAGUCUUACUAUGUAUUGUGUAUACUGGAUUUGUGAUACCAGUUCCGUACAUGAAGCCUUGGCUUUCGUGGUUUAGACGAUUGAAUCCCAUGUCUUAUGCCUACGAAAGCCUGAUGAUCAAUGAGUUUAAUGGUCGAGAAUUCCCUUGUUCGUCCACAAUUCCCACAGGACCUGAAUACUCUACGCAGGUAGGUAUGCAUGGCAAGGUCUGUCCAGUCGUAGGAGCUGAACCUGGAGAGUUUAAUGUACAAGGAUCAUCAUAUCUCCUUCUCAAAUACGGAUACGAGCCGAGUCAUCUCUGGAUGAAUUUCGGCAUCAUCAUUGCCUUAAUGGUCAUAUUUUGCACAAUCCAUUUGCUAGCGGCAGAGUACAUUCCCGCACAGAGAUCAAAGGGCGAAGUUCUACUUUUUCAGCGUGGCCAUAGCAAGAAGCAAUCCCAACGAGCGUCUGACUCUGAGCACGCUGAGGCGUCGCCAAUAUUUGCCCAGGACUUCAAUGAGCAGGCAUAUCCCGCAAUUAAUGGUAAUAAUUCAGAGAUUUCGCAGUCUAUUCUACGACCAUCAUCAGUGUUUCACUGGAACAAUCUGAGCUACGACGUAAAAACCAAGAAAGGGUCGAAGAGAAUUUUGAACAAUAUUAAUGGAUGGGUCAAGCCCGGGACGUUAAUUGCUCUAAUGGGCGUUACAGGAGCUGGGAAAACAACAUUGCUCGACGUGUUGGCCAAUCGAGCAACUUCCGGCACAGCAAGUGGCGAGGUAUACAUCGAUAGCACACCGAGAGACGCGAGUUUCCAACGAAAAAUUGGCUACGUUCAGCAGGAAGAUAUACAACUUCCAACUGCAACCGUUCGCGAGGCUCUAGAGUUCAGUGCAUUGCUUCGACAAUCAGGGACCCAGUCAAGAGAAGAAAAGCUAAUCUACGUCGAAAAUGUCAUUAGAAUCUUAGACAUGGAGCCAUAUUCGGAUGCCGUGGUGGGAUCUGCCGGUAGUGAUGAGCCGACAUCUGGACUGGAUAGCCAGACAGCCUGGUCCACCUGUUCGCUUCUCCGCAAACUAGCAGACCACGGACAAGCGGUCCUGUGUACGAUUCAUCAGCCGUCGUCCCAAUUGUUUCGGAUGUUCGAUUGCUUGCUACUGCUCAGCGACCACGAUGAUACUGUAUACUUUGGUGACAUCGGAAAUGAUGCCUCAGCAUUGAUCGACUACUUUGAAACUAGAGGAGCGCCUAAGUGCCGACAAGAAGAUAAUCCUGCGGAAUGGGUUCUGGAUGUCAUCAGUAGCAGUAGUCCUUCCGUCAUGACCACGAGGGGAUCCGAGAAAUCACCAACGGCAACGGAGUCUGGAGUAUCGGGACCAAGCUGGUCGCAGAAGUGGAAUGAAAGUCAGCAGCACCAAGAUGCACAACAGUAUCUUCAACAGGCUACCGUGGUAAAACAACCCUCAACUCCAGGCAAGAUUUCCACAAGACUAGUCAGGAGCGAAUAUGCUGCUUCGUCCAUCAGACAGCUUACCAUCGUGACGAGACGAAUUUUCCAAGAAUACUGGAAAGAUCCUACAUAUUUGUAUUCAAAGCUGGCUCUCUGUGCCGGCGUGUGCUUCUUCAACGGUAUCUCCUUUUAUAAAACUUCACUCGACAUGCAAGGCUUCAUUAACUUCCUCUUCUCCAUCUUCCUCAUCUCUCAACUCUUCAGCACCCUCGACCAACAAAUCAUCCCACGCCUUGCCCACAGCCGCGCCCUAUUCGAAGCCCGCGAGAGGAAAUCUAAAUCUUACUCCUGGAUCACGUUCCUCACUGCUAACGUCAUUGUUGAACUAUUCUGGCAGACAGUAUGUUCUGUAGUAAUCUUCAUAUCCUGGUACUAUCCCACGGGGCUUUGGCGAAAUGGCGACCCAAGUUUUGGAACGGUAGAAAGGGGAAGCCUAGUAUUUGUGCUCAUUUGGCUUUUUUGUUUAUGGAUCUCGACCUUUUCGCAGGCUGUGGGCGUGGGCAUCGAGCACGCGGAGACAGCCGUACAGAUUGCCACGCUGUGCUUCAGGCUUUCGCUUGUAUUUUGUGGUGUCCUCGUUUCCCCUAAAGACCUUCCUCGGUUCUGGAUCUUCGUUUAUCGAGCGUCUCCAUUGACAUAUUUUGUUGACGGGAUGGUUCUGGCAGGCCUGGCUAACACACACAUCGAGUGUUCCGAUAUCCAGCUCCUUCACGUCGAUCCUCCUUUCUCUAACUCUACGUGUGGCGAAUAUCUAGGGCCAUUCCUGCAGUACGCGAGUGGGGUUCUCAAGAAUCCAGCAGCGACAACGAAUUGCCUUUACUGCCCAGUUGAUCAGACUAACCAAUUACUUCAGCAAUUGGGUUUAGAGACACAACAAGCUUGGCGUAUUGUAGCGUACAUGGUCAUUUAUGUCAUUUUCAACACGCUUGCAAUAUUUGCUAUUUACUGGUUUGUAAGAAUGCCGAAAAAGAACAAGAACUAA